AAUUUCGCUGUGGCGUUUUCGUUAUAUAUUUACACAAGCUUGUAUCAGAGUAAAGCGGGGAAGAAGGCAAAGCUCUUCCUUUCUUCAUAAUUUCUACCAAAAACCCCAACUGAAGAUUCUCCCUCCCUCUCUCCCAGGUGACUACUCACUGGUGGGAGAAGACAAGAACUGCUUGAAUUCAAAUUCAUUGAAAUUUCAAGCAGGGAAAGAUGGAUUAUGUUUAUGGACCAGGAAGGAACCAUCUCUUUGUUCCAGGGCCGGUUAACAUCCCUGACCCUGUCAUUCGGGCUAUGACCCGAAACAAUGAGGACUACAGGUCUCCAGCAAUUCCAGCUUUGACAAAAGACCUGCUUGAGGAUGUCAAGAAGAUUUUCAAGACUACUACUGGAACUCCAUUUCUUUUCCCUACAACUGGUACUGGUGCAUGGGAAAGUGCACUAACAAAUACAUUGUCUCCUGGAGAUCGUAUCGUGUCUUUCCUGAUUGGACAAUUCAGUUUGCUUUGGAUUGAUCAACAGAAACGCCUCAACUUCAAUGUUGAUGUCGUAGAAAGUGAAUGGGGCCGGGGUGCUGACCUUGACAUUCUGGCUUCAAAGAUUGCUUCAGAUCGCACACACUCUAUAAAGGCAAUUUGCAUUGUUCACAAUGAGACAGCAACCGGAGUAACUAACAACUUGGCUCACGUGAGACAAAUUCUUGAUGAAUACAGGCAUCCGGCCCUCCUCCUUGUGGAUGGAGUCUCUUCAAUCUGUGCUCUUGAUUUCCGAAUGGAUGAAUGGGGAGUUGAUGUGGCCCUAACUGGCUCCCAGAAAGCUCUUUCCCUUCCCACUGGGCUAGGUAUUGUGUGUGCCAGCCCCAAGGCCCUUGAGGCUGCAAAAAGUGCCAGAUCACUUCGAGUUUUCUUUGACUGGGGUGACUACUUGAAGUUUUACAAGUUGGGAACUUAUUGGCCAUACACUCCUUCCAUUCACUUGCUUUAUGGUCUGAGAGCAGCUCUUGAUCUCAUUUUUGAGGAAGGACUUGAGAAUGUGAUUGAAAGGCACAAACGUUUAGGUAAAGCUACCAGGCUUGCAGUUGAGGCAUGGGGGUUGAAGAACUGCACCCAGAAGGAAGAGUGGUAUAGUGACACCGUGACCGCAGUCAUGGUUCCUCCUUACAUCGAUAGUUCUGAAGUAGUUAAAAGGGGAUGGAAGAGAUACAACCUGAGCUUAGGUCUGGGACUAAACAAAGUUGCUGGAAAGGUUUUCAGAAUAGGUCAUCUUGGAAACUUGAAUGAGUUACAACUGUUGGGCUGUCUUGCUGGUGUGGAGAUGAUUCUGAGAGAUGUGGGGUAUCCAGUGGAGCUUGGAAGUGGAGUUGGUGCAGCAGGUGCUUACUUGCGGAACGCUACUCCCAUGAUUCCUUCAAGGAUCUGAUGGAGACUCUCAGAUGACCCAUUCCUGUAACUAGUUAUUCCUGUACUGUUCUUUUUAAGCUAUUCUGUAAAAUAUACAUGGUGUAUCUCCUUUAUUGUACUUUCUUCAACCUGGACCUUUUCAUUUGUUUGUUAAUUUUAAUAACUCCUUUGCGUCUCU
Neltuma alba is the source of this 1574-nucleotide messenger RNA. Its product is annotated as serine--glyoxylate aminotransferase. Gene Ontology annotation, molecular function: L-serine:pyruvate transaminase activity; L-alanine:glyoxylate transaminase activity. Gene Ontology annotation, cellular component: peroxisome. Bases 210 to 1415 code for a protein of 401 amino acids. The record is from RefSeq and is a predicted model, not a curated record. The transcript has 6 exons. Lineage: Eukaryota; Viridiplantae; Streptophyta; Magnoliopsida; Fabales; Fabaceae.